CGUAAAAUACUGUAAGGAGUUAUAUUUUUAUUUUUUGGCAAAGAAAUAAGGAGUAAUUGGCCAACAAAAAGAAAAGGGUGUUCCACAGAGAGAGAAUUUGGGGGUUAGGGCUUUGAGGGGCUUCGGCUUUGCAAUCGCCGUUGCGGUGCAAAGGAGUAGUCUUUUUCGGCUUGACUUAGAAGCAAGUAAAAGAUGUUCAAGAACACAUUCCAAUCUGGGUUUCUGUCCAUUCUAUACAGCCUUGGGAGCAAACCUUUGCAGAUAUGGGAUAAAGAAGUUGUCAAUGGCCAUAUAAAGAGACCACAGGAUGAAGACAUACAAUCCAAUGUCCUUGAAAUUGUUGGAUCAAAUAUCCAGUCCACAUACAUUACUUGCCCUGCAGAUCCAUCAGCAACACUGAGUAUAAAACUGCCGUUCCUUGUUAUGAUUGUGAAGAAUCUGAAGAAAUAUUUCACAUUUGAGAUUCAAGUUCUGGAUGAUAAGAAUGUCCGGCGACGUUUUCGAGCUUCUAAUUUUCAAGCUGUCACUCGAGUGAAGCCGUAUAUCUGCACCAUGCCACUGAGGAUGGAUGAGGGAUGGAAUCAAAUUCAGUUUAAUCUGGCUGAUUUUACCAGGAGAGCCUAUGGAACAAACUAUGUGGAGACUUUGCGAGUUCAGGUUCAUGCAAAUUGUCGCCUGAGGAGGAUAUAUUUCUCUGACCGCCUGUACUCUGAAGAGGAACUUCCUCCUGAAUUUAAAUUAUACCUUCCAAUGCAGCAGAGGACAUGAUGUGAUGCAAGAGAGAAGGUUCAAACCAUUGGAGCUGACUGGAUGUAAUCUUUUCUUUUAACGGGUGUACCAGAAAGUACCAAUUCUAUCAGACCUUGUUCGUAUGCUCAUGGGACAGAUAAUAUAGUUCAGAAAACCCUUGAUAUUUAGAGAUUUUGUGUGCAUUGUGAUCGGAUUAAGCAUGACUGGACAUAAUGUUUGUGUCUUUCAUUAUUCCAA
Molecule: messenger RNA, 987 nt
Organism: Rosa rugosa (rugosa rose)
Lineage: Eukaryota; Viridiplantae; Streptophyta; Magnoliopsida; Rosales; Rosaceae
Exons: 6
Coding region: 193-768 (191 amino acids)
Source: RefSeq, a predicted model, not a curated record